AUGGAUUUCAUCAAGACCAGUUCCCUGCGUGCUCUGAGUGAGUUAACUUUCCAACGCAAUUGGAAUGGCCUCAUUUGGAUGAGUAGAAAAGGAGUUAUGACCAAAAGAGUGAAGACUGGUCCAGACGGCUCUAUCGAGCAUCGCGCCAACCGCGCACACCGGCCGAUCGAGGAACGAACGUACCGCGAUCGUCCCUCGCACAUCAUCGCGUCCCGCCAAGUCCACGGCCGAGCUCACGUACCGACCCGGGAAGCAACAUCCCGCGGUCGGCCGCGCCUCGCCACCACAAGCCGCGCACGACCGCGCGCGCGAGGAAGCAACGCCUCGCGGCCGCGCAACUCCGUACGCGGCCGAUCCAUCCGUCCGACCAGGAAGGCUCGUCCCACGUCCGGCCGAAGAAUCAUCGGCCAAAUCUCAUCCGUCCGACCACGCGGCCGAACGCGAAAAUCUCGGCCACGAUCGUUCCGACUCGAUAGCCGACCACGACCCGAUAGCCGGCCGAUCGUCCCGACCGACCGUCCGAACGCCGCGGUCGACCCGAAGCCCGUUUUGAAGCCCGUUUCACACGUUUUCACGGCCCGGCUUAACCCUAAGCCGCCUCUGAAGACCUAG
Molecule: messenger RNA, 612 nt
Organism: Microthlaspi erraticum
Lineage: Eukaryota; Viridiplantae; Streptophyta; Magnoliopsida; Brassicales; Brassicaceae
Source: the annotation of a GenBank genome assembly